Closterium sp. Naga37s-1 is the source of this 3051-nucleotide messenger RNA. NCBI's taxonomy places the organism in Eukaryota, Viridiplantae, Streptophyta, Zygnematophyceae, Desmidiales, Closteriaceae. The record is from the annotation of a GenBank genome assembly.
AUGGAUUCUGAUCAGCCUGAACCGUCUGAUUCAGCAGGAAAGCUUCUUCACAGCAAGGCUGCUUCUCCCGAAAAGGCUGCUUCUCCCGUUGCUCACAACAAGGCUGCUGCUGCUUCUCUGGGCGAGUCUCAAUCUGAAGACAGUCCCGUUGAGUUUUUUGACUGCCUGCCGUCACCCAGCAGCAGCAGCAGCAGCAGCAGCUUUGAGGUCUUGACCUCCGUUCUUCCCUCCCCCUCUUUUCCUGCUCCUCAUUCGCAGCCUCCUCUUCUUGCUUCUCCGUUGCCCUACCAUCACCCAUAUCCGCCACUCGUCCUUCCACCUCCUGCUGCAGCUGCUCCUCCUGCUCCUGACCCCUGGCAAGCAGUAUACGACUUGCUCCUUCAAUUGAAGCAAGAGGCUGCAGCAGCCGCUGCAGAGGCAGCAGAAGCAGCCGAAACUGCAUCCGGACUGCAGCGCUUGGCGGUCUCUGCUGCUGGCAGGGCGGCAGCCGCCCAGGCGGAGGCUACAGCCGCCGCUGCAGAGGCUAUUGCAGCUGCAGAAGCUGCUGGGAAGGCGGUGGUUGCGUCAACUCUUGCUGCAGGGAAGGUGGAGAGAGCAGCAGCAAGAGCCGCUGCAACUCUUGCUGCGUUUGUAGUCGAAGCGGACAGAGGGGACCAAGCUGCAUACGCCAUUCUCCUCCCACUAAAGCAAGUGGCAGAAGCAGCUGCAGCAGAAGCGGCAGAAACCGCAUCUGGAUUGCAGCGGUUGGGAGCAUCUGCUGCUGGCAGGACAGCAGCCGCCCAGGCGGAGGCUACAGCCGCCGCUGCAGAGGCUGUUUCUGCUGCAGAAGCUGCUGGGAAGGCGGUGGUUGCGUCAACUCUUGCUGCAGGGAAGGCAGAGAGAGCAGCAGCAAGAGCCGCAGCAACUGUUGCUGCGUUUGUAGGCGAAGCGGACAGAGGGGACCUAGUGGACGAAGAGGCUGCAGAGGCUGUUUCUGCUGCGGAAGCUGCUGGAAAGGUGGUGGUUGAGUCGCAAAUUGCUGCAAAGAAGGCAGAGAGAGCAGCAGCGAGAGUUGCUGUGACUAUUGGUGGAAUUUUUGGCAAAGGGGACGAAGGAGAGGAUACCGGGGAGGGUGAAGAACGCAGGGAGAUUCAAAAAGACGAUUUGACUGAAGUGCCGGCCCACACUGAAGAAGGAAUAAAGGCAAAAGGAGGCCGCACAGGGAUUACAGGCAAAAGGGAGGUUGAAGAACGCUUGGAGAGUGAAGAAGACGAUUUGCCUGAAGGGCGACCUUACACCGAAAAAGGAUUGCAGACCAAAGACCCCCCUGUGGAUUCUUCUGCUUCACGGGAGGGUUUUGUCAGAGGGGGAGGUGUGGAGGAGGAGAUGAAACGAAAGAGAGAGGCAGCUACUGUCAGUACAGCCCCAGCUCCUCUUCCCCAUCUGCCCCUCUCCCCAUACACCGUCCACCAGUCACAAUCGAAUCUCUUCUCUGACACGGCUGCGUUUGCAGUCUUUCCUCCUCCUCCCGCCCGUGACACUGCAAGCAGCAGCAAGGCUCCUUCUACCCUUUCUCGCCCUGCCAGUAACACGCAUUCUGCCAGCACUCACCCGCCCUCUGAUCGUGCCGGUCGGUGUGGAGUGCUGGUGGUGCAUCAAGGGGAUAUCACCAAGUGGUUUGUCGACGGUACAAGUGAUGCCAUUGUGAGUGACUGUAAGGGCAGUGUCUGUAACCAGGUCAAUGCUGCAAACGAGUCAGUGCUUGGUGGGGGCGGGGUGGAUGGAGCCAUCCACAGGGCAGCAGGCUCAAACCUCGUGAAGCUCUGCUAUGAUCUGCCUGUGAGGAAUGGCAUUCGCUGCAAGACGGGGGAUUCUGUCACCACAGGUGCUGCCGAUCUGCCAGUGCGCUAUGUGAUCCAUGCAGUGGGGCCAAGGUACCAUUCGGAACGUGUGUCAGCUCCGCUGCUCAAGAGUGCGUACAGGAGCAUACUAAGGGAAGCCAACAAAUGCGCGAUCAAGCAUGUUGCCAUAUGUGCUAUAUCAUGCGGCAUUUUCGGCUACCCCCCUCAGAAAGGUGCUCAAGCAGCAAUCGAGGUCUUGUGCAACGAACAAUGGGGGUCCGUGCAAGAGGUGCAUUUUGUCCUAUUCGACCAGAGGAUGCUCGGCGACUGGCUGGCCGCUAUCCAUUCUGCCAAGCUGCCACAGCUGCGGCUGGAACGGCCACCACAACAACAGCCACCGUCACCCAAGGUGCUGCCGCAGCAACUACCGCAAAAGCAACAGCUAUCUGAGUCAACACAGCAGCCGUCAAAGCAGGGAGUGAAAGGGACAAGUGGGAAGAAGUCAAAACAGCAGGUGGUAGAGGAAGGAGGAGGAGCAUCAGCAGGGCCGGCCUGGAAGGUAGAGAAUAAGCUGUUGUUGCGGCAACAGAGAGCAAGUGAGUCCAGCCCACAGCAGCCAGCAAAGCAGGCUGGGAAGCAGGAGCAUGCACAGCAGGGGCCGCAACCUCAGCAGCAGCACAAGCUGCCUCCGAAACAGGUGCAGCAGCAACAGGAGGUGCGUGAGAAUCCACUGCAGCAGGUCUCACAGCAGACACGGCAGCGUGGAGAGCUGCUUGUAGAGAAAGGAUCAUCAUCCGAGGUAGCACAAAGGCCGCAGCAGCAAGAGGAGUUGACUUGGAAGCAGCAACAGGAGAUUUCUGAGAAGCUACUGCAGCAGGUCUCUCAGAAGUCACAGCAGCCAGCCCCCUCUGCUGCUGCUUAUUUCGGUUCAGAGACUGUUGGUGUUGGAAAUGCCAGUGGGGAUACUGGAAGUGGAGGGAGUUGGGAUUUGAAUGCUUGUGAGGGAAAAAGGGAAUGGCCGGAGGAGGAGCAGCAGCAACGCCAGGAGAAGAGGAAAAAAGAAGGGGAGUUGGAGCAAGGAGAAGUUGAAGAGGAGAGUGGGGAGGGAUGGAGUGAGCAGGGAGAGGAGGGCUGUGAGGAGGAAACGAAAUCUGCUCCAGAAGAGAAAUUGUCUAAACAUCAGCAGAAGAAAAAGAGGAAAGGGAACAAAGCGAAGAAAGGGAAGAAAUAG